Molecule: messenger RNA, 5333 nt
Organism: Schistocerca cancellata (South American locust)
Lineage: Eukaryota; Metazoa; Arthropoda; Insecta; Orthoptera; Acrididae
Product: zinc finger protein 761-like
Exons: 8
Coding region: 1152-2330 (392 amino acids)
Source: RefSeq, a predicted model, not a curated record
AAAAAUAGAUACUUAAGUGUGGUUUCAGCUGCCAGAGACUACAGUCGUGUCUGUGUGAGUUGCAUUUCCGUGAGUGUCUGUCAUCUGUUUUUGACAAAGCUUUAUUGGCUGAAAGCUUAUUUUGUGACGAUCUUUUUGUUGUGCCUAUUUGCAACUCAGGCAUCUCCUCUAUAUGGUGAAUAGCAACUACCCUUUCCAUAAUAGUGUUACAUUCCAUCCUGACACACACACACACACACACACACACACACACACACACACACACACACAUACAUACUCCAUCUAAACAGAUCUGGAAGGCCUAAUGGUACCAACCAACUGGUGUGUCUUCCACAGCUGAUAGAUGUCACUAGAUGUGGAUAUGGAGGGGCAUGUGGUCACCACACCACACUCCUGACUAUUGUCAAUUUUGUGACUGGAGCUGCUACUUCUCAAUCAAGUAGCUCAUCAGUUGACCUCACAAGGGCUGAGAGCACCCCACUUGCCAACAGUGCUCAGCAGAUGUGGAUGGUCAUCAACCCAAGUGCUAACCAAGCCCAACAGCACUUAAAUUUAAUGAUCUGAUGGGAACCAGUGUUAACACAGGAAGCAAGGCUGUUUGCAUGAACUUUGUUCUGUGUGUUAUUGUAUUUUAACUGCUUUUGUAUUGUAUUUUCUGAGGCAGAGAUUGGGGACCAGCCCCACAUUUACCUUUAAAAAAGGGAACAAUACCUAAAAAUCAUAAUCAGGCUGGCAAGUGGACAGAAUCAGUACUCGUUAACUUGCUGCACAGAUCCAAUUUAUUUUAUUUGAGAUACAUAUUCCAUAGAUCCAGUAUGGCGUGAUUACGCAUGGAUGUGGAACGAGUCAAAGCAGAAGAAUUCAGAAGUGUGAAAGCCAUGAGUGAGAGGAGAGGUUAAUAUACCUAACCGUUUAAAAAGACUGCGACAUGAGGUUCUUGGAGGAACACUACAUAUAAUUCGGACUCCUUUUUUCUGGCUUACAAAAAAUUUUUUUGAAAGUGAUUACAUAUUGGGCUGCUUUUCCUAAAAGUUUUCUGUGAUCGACGCAGUCGAAAGCCUUAGUCAGGUCACAGAAUAUGUCAACGGCAGCUUGAGCCCUCCUUCAGAUUCAAAUCACAAUUUUAAGAAUUUGGAUAUACCAUCAGGGUGAUGUCAGAAAUAAUGCCAGAGACUAAUUAUCAAAGCAAUGAAGAACAAUCUGCUGAAGAAGAAGCCCCAAUAAAAGUAGAAGAAUUUUUACUAGUGGAAGAUAUUGCAUAUGUGAAAAUGGAAGAUCCAUGCAUACUGGCUUUCUGGCGCCAGACUGCAGAAGCCAUGGAGAACACAAAGACAGACAGUGAAGAUCUGGAACUAAAUUCUGGGCCAGAUGAAUGGGACAUGCACUGGAAAGAUUAUAGGAACUGUAGAAAAGGAGAACAACUGCAAAACAAUCUUCAUGGCAGGACUGGAGAGCUGGAUAUACGUCCAUGCUAUACAUGGCAAAUAACUAAGUGGCUUGUCUCUGAAAAACCAGUUGACGGUUGUCAGGCAGAUAGUGCAGACAAUGCUUCAAGCCCAGAAUCAGCCAUAAGUAAGUGGUAUGGAUGGAGUAAAGACGAACAAAGUCACUGGCCAAGAGAAAUUACUGAUUCUAUCAAAUUUCUUGAAAACAGAGUACCAGAUACACAUUGUCACCAUUGUUCUGAAGACUUCUCUGAAAAGGAUGAUUUGUUAAGGCAUAUAAAUGAGGAGCACCUAGAAGAAGAUGUUGGCUAUUUUCAAUGCAGCAAAUGCUUUACUUCAUUUGAUAGUAAGAAUAAUAUAAUAAAUCAUCUGCAGAAUAUAAACAACAUGUGUAGACUCUGUUCAGAAUACUUUUGUAGUGCUUCAGAUCUUCAGAUACACUAUCAAGAUCAUGAGAGAAUGUACAGGUAUACUUGUGAUCAUUGUAAAAGUAGGUUCCAUAAUGAGGUUCAGUAUCAGCAACAUGCACUACUACACAAAGGAAAUAAGAUUGAUGAUAGUAGUCUUCAUAAAAGAAAACAUAAUAGGAGCUAUAAGAAAUCAACAAAAAAGCGACGAUCUAUAAAAAGACCAUAUGAGUGUGUCCUUUGUCCAAAGACAUAUGCUUAUAAGCAUUCUCUUGAAGUUCACAUACAGAAACACAACCAAGAAAAAAUACUCAAAUGUAAUUUUUGCCCAUCUACAUUUUACAGUAAACAUUCCUUCAUUGACCAUAUGAGUAUGACACAUCCUGCUAGGAACUCCUCUUUAACUGAAAAAUUCAGUAUUGUCUCAUCUUAUGGAGCUCAAAGUAAAAAGGAUUUAGGUAGUGAUGUAUCUACCUGAGGUAACUCCAAUUGUGUAACAAAACUAGUAUAUUUUCACCACUACCAUCAGUGUACAUGAACUCAGAUGUAUGUAUACACACAUACAUAUGCAUGGGAUUAUUGUAGGCCUUAGUCUGUAAAUAAUACCUACAAAAAAGUGUACAGUCAGUAUAUGUGAGCAACAUAUAACAUUCGUUUUAGUUAAUGACAUUCUUUAAAGAAGAUGUGAAAAUUGAUAUUACCUGAUAAAAUGCAAAGAAACAUUCUGUAAAUUGUGUGAAAAUUUCAGCUUUUCAAAUAUUUCCUGUUGUAAUAAAAGGAAGAAGGAUUUUGUCUUUGAAAUAUCUUACAUAAGUCAAAACUUGUAAUACACAAAAGAGCUACUUUAUGACAUCUGUUUUUCAUUCUGCAAAAAUAAACACUUAAUGUGCGUAAGAACACUCUCAGUUCCUUUGACCCAGGCUGUUCCAGCUGGCAUUGUUGGAGCAGUCUACUUUAACCCUUUCAUUGUCAUAUUGCAAUGAUAUGUCCAAAAUUAUCAUAAUUUUUUGUAGUUUAUAGAUUUUUUGUAGUUUAUAGAUUUGUGUUACAGUAUUGUUUGUAGAUCUAAUCAGCUGCCAAAAAGAGAUGCAAAAUAUUAUCUUAAGUUAAACUGGAUAUAAAUUUUAUGGUAUUACAAUUAACACAGAGCAUAGUGUAAAAUAGUUAGGCUCUUUAUAAUCUAUACAAUAAUAUUGGCUGUGUCAAUGUAUUUUCCUUUGAUUUGCAUUACAAUGAUUUAUGCAUAUUGCUUUUUUUUGGUUGUAACUUCCUUUUUAUUGGUAGUGUGAAAUAUCAGACUUUGUACUCCGUAUAAGUGAAGAGGUUCUGGUGCUUUUCCUGGACAUCUCGAUUUUGGAGAACAUAAACUACUGUGUUGGGCCAAUGGCCUUGCUGCAGUGGUAACACCGGUUCCAGUCAGAUCACCGAAGUUAAGUGCUGUUGGGCUGGGCUGGCACUUGGAUGGGUGACCAUUCGGUCUGCCGAGCGCUGUUGGUAAGCGGGGUGCACUCAACCCUUGUGAGGCCCACUGAGAAACUACUUGAUUGAAAAGUAGUGGCUCCGGUUUCGAAAACUGACAUACGGCUGGAGGAGCAGUGUGCUGACCACAUGCCCCUCUGUAUCCGCAUCCAGUGAUGUCUAUGAGCUGAGGAUGACACGGCGGCUGCUCAGUACCGUUGGGACUUCAUGGAGGAGUUUAGUUUUAAACUACUGUGUUACGCUGGGAUGGUUGCUUCUGUUAGUGUCCAUCUAUAUUGCAAGGGUUUCCUUUACUAUUGUAUUAACAAUAGAGGAUACAUGAAUUCCAAACAGUGCCAUUAAAAGAGAGAGAGAAGAACAAGAAGAAGAAGAAGAAGAAGAAGAAAGAAACAAAGUAUCAUUCGUAACCCCUUUUGCUGACUGGUGGUUAAUAUGACAGGUGUUUGUCUAUAUGCUUACUCCACCCAUAAUAAAGACAUCAAAAACUUCUUGUAGUUUCAUAUUCAUGUCCUUCAGAGCCAAUAUUCUGACUUGCAGGAAAGCCAGAAUAUCUCCUGUACUUAUAUUCUUGCUCCGUUUUCCUAGUGGCAUGUCUUCCUUGUUCAACUUUGUAGUACCAUAUAAGUCUUCUAUCAAUUACUAAACUGUCUGUUUGUAAGGAUCUAUAAAAGUUGUCAGACAGUGCCCCUUGUUAAAAAAAAAAAAAAAAAGGAUUGAUCAGUGUCAUUAAUAUGUGGGAAGAUGUAAGAAGAUAUAUGUACAUUUCAUCAAAGCCGGCCGGAGUGGACGAGCGGUUCUAGGCGCUACAGUCUGUAACUGCACGACUGCUACGGUCGCAGGUUCGAAUCCUGCCUUGGGCAUGGCUGUGUGUGACGUCCUUCGGUUAGUUAGGUUUAAGUAGUUCUAAGUUCUAGGGGACUGAUGACCUCAGAAGUUAAGUCCCAUAGUGCUCAGAGCCAUUUUUUCAUGAAACUUUGUGUCAUUCUCAGUAUAGGUUAUGGCAGAUAUUACUAAUAAACUUUUGUAUUAUGUAACAUAAAACUCUUUUUGGUGGCAUACACACUUGCAAAAUUUAACAAUGGAAACUCCAGGUAGGAUUAUCAAUAAUAUAGGAAAAGGUAAAUUGCUACUUACUGUAAAAAUGACAUGCUAGGUUGCAGACAGACACAAUUAAAAAGCAGUUACAAUAAGCUUUUCGCCACAGCCUUUGUCAGAAAGAAAGAAACACAACCAUUCAUUCAGACAAGCAAGCACAUUUCACUCACACGACUGCUGACUCAGGAGCUGCCAGUGUUGACAUUGGUGUGCUUGCUUGUUUGAAUGAAGGGUGUGUGUUUCUCUCUUUCUAAUGAAGGCUGUGGCCAGGAGCUGAUGUGUAAGUGUUUUUUAACUGUGCCUGUCUGUAAUGUAAUAUGUUGCCUUCACGGUAAGUAGCAAUCUAUCUUUUCUUACACUGUCAAUGUACCACAGUCGCAGAAAUUCAACUACUGUAAUCUUUCUCUCGGGAGUCUGCAACUGCUUGCCCUUGUUUUUGUGAAGAUGCACCUGAAAAUUAUUUGAUUAUAUUGCAGUUCAGGUAACUUUACAGUGCCUUGUAAAUUUCUUGACUUGUAGCUGCCACUAUUCUGAAGUGAACUGAACUGCAUUAUCCUUUUAUCCCUUCAAAUAAGUUACAAACAAAUUUAUUAUCCUGGAAGAGAGGACAAUGUGUGAUGCCUUCAGUGACUACUGUAGUUAGUGUUACAUGUUCUGUAGAUCUCUUGAGUGAUUCUUUUAUUGAAAUUGUGUGGAAUGAGUCAUUUUAUAAAUAUUCAUGCAUGGAAUGAAAGGAGUAUAUCCUGAGAAAUGAAUUUAUGUUAGAUUUAAAACUUGCUUUGCUACCUGUCAGACAUUUUAUAUUAUUGGUCAAAUGAUCAAAAACUUUUGUUGGUGAAUAGUGAACACAUUUUUGAACCACUUCUAGCUAUAAUAAUGUGUAAUAAAGGUCACUAUUCUUCUCAAA